CUUGUAUACCAUCCAUGGGAGCCGGCUGGGAGGGGGGAAGAUGGCCACUUUGGCCCGGCUGCAAGAGCGGCUACCGAGCUUCAAGCAGGAGUAUUUCAAUAGAAACAGGUGUGUAGAUGAAUACAGAAAAACAGAACAUUGUGCUGCUGUAAAAAUUCAGAGUUGGUUUCGAGGGUGCAAAGUCCGGGCGUACAUCAGGUAUCUGAACAAGAUGAUGGUGUUUAUUCAGAAAUGGUGGCGGGGUUAUCAAGAGCGGAAAAAAUUCAGAAAAAUGGCAGAGACAGCGUAUUUUAUUAUGAAGAUGAAUUUCUACAAUGAAAUGGCUGUCAGGAUUCAAAAAAGAUGGCGAGGCUAUUACAUCCGAACAUAUAUCCAUAAUUAUUAUGCGCUAAAGAAGUACUUGGAAGCUAUCGCUUUGAAUAAUGAGAUGAUCAGGAGAGAACUAGAAGAGUUCGCAGAGAUGAAGGAGAAAGAAGAGGUGAAAAAAGCUCUUGAAAGAGAAAAAAAGAAAAAGGAUUACCUAGCCCGAAAGAUGCAUUACCUCCUUAGCACUCAGCAGAUUGCAGGCAUAUAUAACUCACCCUAUCAAAAGUCACCUGAUCCAUGGGAAAUGCAGUUAAAGAAAGCCAAACCUUUGAGGCACAAAAAGAAGAAAAUCGAGAAGAAUACUAUGGAUCUUCCAUGGCACACUUAUGCAGAUUCCUUUGGUUUUCAAGUGAUGCCACCUCUUCCUCCAAUUGGAAGACAAAAACCACAGGGACCCUUCCGUGAUACUGUUGAAGUACUGCAGCAACGCUUCAAACCUUUGGAACCAUCAGUGCGGAUAGCACUCUCGAGUACUUCAGUUCAACUUGCCCAAGAAAAAGAAAAGCAAGAAGAAUGGCGGAACCGUAUACAUGAUGAAGUGUUUAUGCCAUUUUCAUAUAAUGUGCCAGAUGAAUAUAUUCCAUCUAUUCAGAGAGCAAGCGGAUAUGGUCAGUCAAAUUAUGGACUCAAGUAUUUCCGGGAAGAACACCCAGAGAAAUGGAUAACAAACAAGGAUUUCUUAACUGUGUUACCAUCAAUUCCUCUGUUUGGAAAGUUUGGCCAAGCCUAUUCCAGAGCUGGGCAAUUUGUUUAAACAUUACUUCUCUUACCAGUUUUGUAAGAAAUUUUAAAAACUACCUUUUUAAGACCAAAAAGGAUGCUUAUGAUUACCACAUUCUAGUUGAAGAUUCUUAUACAGACAUCGUUAGUAUAAUCGAGUUGUGGAGGUUUGAAAGAAGGGUUCCACAGCAAUCUGUCAACUGCUGUCAUCGUUUCCAUGAAGGGCAUCUGAAAACAACCUCAGGAACAGAUCUCCGUCUUUCCCUUCAAUAUUCAGAAGCUCCAAAAAGUAAUGAAAUUUAAAAUCAAUGGUAUUUGGCAACAACUUGAAGAAUUGGGUGCAUUUUCUUAAUCAGAUAGUCUCCACUGUUUUUACAGUUGUUUCAGGAAAGUAGCCUGUUUCUUCCACUGAAGAAUAAAUAAAC
Messenger RNA from Candoia aspera, 1511 nucleotides. It is a transcript of the gene SPATA17, whose product is annotated as spermatogenesis associated 17. The coding region runs from base 41 to 1120 and encodes 359 amino acids. The record is from RefSeq and is a predicted model, not a curated record. Gene Ontology annotation, molecular function: calmodulin binding. Gene Ontology annotation, biological process: establishment of meiotic spindle localization; mitotic cell cycle; spindle organization. The transcript is spliced from 10 exons. NCBI's taxonomy places the organism in Eukaryota, Metazoa, Chordata, Lepidosauria, Squamata, Candoiidae. Gene Ontology annotation, cellular component: spindle pole.